Branchiostoma floridae (Florida lancelet) is the source of this 3248-nucleotide messenger RNA. Its product is annotated as very long-chain acyl-CoA synthetase-like. Gene Ontology annotation, molecular function: long-chain fatty acid transmembrane transporter activity; long-chain fatty acid-CoA ligase activity. The record is from RefSeq and is a predicted model, not a curated record. The coding region runs from base 244 to 2121 and encodes 625 amino acids. Lineage: Eukaryota; Metazoa; Chordata; Leptocardii; Amphioxiformes; Branchiostomatidae. The transcript has 9 exons.
UAACACCAAAUAACUUAUUUAAGAAGUCGCAGCCCCUACGCUAUAUACUAGUAGCUUUAUGUCAGAGUGUUCCCUCCGCAUCUACUGUUUGCCAUUUCAUGGCUAGGCCCCCAUGACCUAAAAUGGACGCCGUCAGAGGUUAAUGACCGCAAGUGCAAACUUGCGGAACUCCACAUAAAGGUCAUAGUGAGUGUACUGGGAGUCUUUCAACCGGUCUGGGUUCAUACGAUAAGAACGUCCACUAUGGUCAAGCCGAUAGAAACCGCCUUGUAUGCGACAUUGGGCGGCCUUUCCACCGCCGUGGCGGCCAUCAAUGUUGUCUACCCGCAAAUACGGCAGGACCUGAGAUACUUGCGAAAAAUAGGGGGGCCUAUUACCCGAUUUAGGCGGUACCAAUCAGCCCAACCCCCCGUCACCGUAGUGGACCGUUUCCUGCACCAGGUUCAGCUCCAUCCCGACAAGCCCUUCCUCCUGUUCGAAGAUGAAGCCUACAGCUACAAGGACGUGGACGUCAUGUCCAACAAGAUGGCCAACUUCUUCCGGGGGGAGGGGUACAAGUGCGGGGACACCGUCGCCAUGUUGAUCUACAACGAGCCGGCGUUCGUCUGGACUUUCCUGGGCCUGGCGAAGUUAGGUGUGAAGAUGGCGCUCCUGAACACCAACCUGAGGAGCAAGUCUCUACUGCACUGCUUCAAGGUGGCGGAGGCGAAGGCUCUUAUUGUGGGACAAGGCGACGCUUUACUGGAAGCUGCCAUAGAAAUCUUACCUGCAUUGGAAGAACUUGGAGUGACGGUCUGGCUACAGGGGGACAAGCCUGCUCCCCAAGGCUUCUUCUCAUUGGAUGACAAAAUCAACCAGGCGUCCAACCAGCCAAUCCCAAUGAAGCUUAGAGAGAGCAUCAUGGCGAGAGAUACCUUGUGUUACAUCUAUACAUCCGGGACUACAGGUCUGCCGAAAGCUGCCAAAGUACCCCAGGACAAGAUUGUGGGAGGCGGCUGCUUGUUCGGGUUGUGUGACCUGAAGGAGGACGAUGUGGUGUACGUGACGAUGCCUUUGUACCAUUCAAGUGCGCUACUGUUCGGCCUGGGAGGAACCAUUGAGCAUGGAAUCACCAUGGCCAUGGCCAAGAAGUUCUCAGUGACGCGGUUUUGGGACGACUGUCGCAAAUACAACGCAACGGUUAUUACGUACAUCGGAGAACUGCUGCGGUACCUGUGUGCUCGUCCAAAGACCCCCUUCGACAGAAAUCACGGCGUCCGACUGGCGUUUGGGAACGGCCUCCGUCCCGACGUCUGGACGAAGUUCCAGGAGAGGUUCGGAGUCGGGCAGAUCCUUGAAUUCUACGGCGCUACGGAGGGGAACUUUUCCAGCUACAAUAUCUACAACAAAACAGGAGCUAUCGGCAUGAUGAGUCCAGUUUUAAAGAAAAUACAUCCAUCCUCCUUUCUGAGAGUAGACCCCGAAACAAGCGAACUCAUCAGAGAUGAGAACGGCAGAUGUAUUCCUGUAAAUCCUGGGGAGCCGGGUCUUCUUGUUGUCCCUAUAGCGGACAGAACCCCGUUUCAUGGCUACAAAGGAGAAAAAAAAAUAACGGAGAAGAAAAUUCUCCGUAACGUCUUCGAGAAAGGAGACAUGUUCUUCAACACAGGUGACCUGCUGAUGGUGGACAAGGACUACUACAUGUACUUCAUAGACAGACUUGGGGACACAUACAGAUGGAAAGGUGAAAACGUGGCGACUACCGAGGUGUCAGAGGUUUUACAUGACAUAGAGGAGGUGCAGGAAGCUAACGUGUAUGGAGUCACCGUGCCAGGUCAUGACGGUCGAGCUGGCAUGGCGGCCAUUGUGCUACAUCCGGGACACCAAGCGAACCUGCGGGACUGGUACUCCCACCUGGCCUCGCGCCUGCCCGCGUACGCCCGGCCGCUGUUCCUCCGUCUCACCCCGGACCUGGACCACACCGGCACCUUCAAGCAGACCAAGGCGCAGCUCGUGAGGGAGGGGUUCGAUCCGAAUGUCAUCACAGACGGUUUGUACCUCCGUGACGACUCUAAGGAGACGUACGUCCCGCUGGAUCUGGAGGCCUACAGGAACAUUGUUGUCGGCAGGGCCAAACUUUAAAAAGAUCUUCGUUUGAACAAAGAGGUUUUAUCAAGACUCUUGAUAAAACAUCAUUGGUUCGAACGGAACGAACUCCAGGCCCAACCUACCUUCACAAUAGUUAAAAUUCUAAUAUCAAAUUGUUAAUGUUCAAUUGGAUUUUAAAAGAUGACAAGAAAUAAAAAAAAAAUAUUUUUCUGUUAUAUGUAUUCAAUUUGUAAAAAAACAUGCAAGUAAUCGUUUCCGAAGAAGGUCGUGCAAUGAAUGGUGAUUUAACAUUUCUGCUGGAAAGAAGGUUAACGUUACCUACAAGCUGUCAGGAUAGAUGAAAUUUUCAUCGACGUGAUCAAUAUAUAGUAAAUAUGACCUGACGAUGCAUUCUGUCUGUCAACAGGUUGUGUUCACAAAUAUGACAACAGCAUGUUUCGGAUAGACUUCACAAACUGAUAACAGCUCAGAGGAUUAUUCCAUGACUGUGUUUAAUUUUCCCAUGAUCAUCAGUUGCAAUGUAUCAGUAGGUUGUUUGAAACUCAACUAUCUGUUUAGUAGAACGUUUAUUUACAGCUAUUUACACUUCCUGGUGAUAACAUGUGCACCAAGUUGACAAAACACCAAUGCCUCCGUACUCGUUUACAAAAGCGUGCAAAGUACUAUCCCAUGUUAGUUUUAGUUUUAUCUCACCAUACAUUUCCUAUUCUGUUUUAAUCUAUGACUAUUAUAUAAACAAAAUGUACAGUACAUGCAGGGUUAUACAGUGUAUAAAAUGAUAGAGCGGUACUGAAAAUGAUCUUUACGUGACUGUUCGCAAAGACUCGUCUUUUACAUGUUAUGUUUGUUGAAGGAAACUGUUGCGUCAUCUACCAAAGUCGGAGUAACCAUUAUAACAUUGUAUCCCCUGCAGGGUCACAAAGGUUCUGAAACCUCGCUCCAAAGAGACACAGUCUUGUAAUGCCUGGUAGGUUAGGGAAUGAUGUAAUAGUUGUAAUGACCAAUCAUAUUUACAAACGGGGUAGAAAGGCUAUGUCUAGACAGAUUACUCUUUCAUACGAAACAUUUACAGAGAAAGUAACAAAUAGUACGAAAGAAUAUGCAUAGAUAAUAGUCAACAGUUCAUCCACAAUCUGUACAAUAAAUAAUACAAUCCAAAA